UCGCUGCAAGACGAGUCCUGCGCCUUUCACUUCCGAGUCCCUUUAAACUUCCGCUCCCGGCAUCCUCCGGCCUUUUCUGCUAUCCUGAUCCGCAAUGGGUCGAGUCAGGACAAAGACCGUGAAAAAGGCCGCUCGGGUCAUCAUUGAGAAAUAUUACACUCGCCUGGGCAAUGACUUCCACACCAACAAGAGGGUGUGUGAGGAGAUUGCCAUUAUCCCCAGCAAGAAACUCCGAAACAAAAUUGCAGGAUAUGUUACCCAUUUGAUGAAACGUAUUCAGAGAGGACCAGUGAGGGGCAUCUCUAUCAAAUUGCAAGAAGAGGAAAGAGAAAGGAGGGACAACUAUGUUCCUGAGGUUUCUGCGCUGGACCAAGAAAUCAUUGAAGUUGAUCCUGAUACCAAGGAGAUGUUGAAACUGCUGGACUUUGGCAGUCUGUCCAACUUGCAGGUCACUCAGCCAACUGUUGGAAUGAACUUCAAAACUCCAAGAGGAGUCUAGGAGUCUUCAUUUGUAAUAUACUGUUCUCAAUAAAAAAUCCAUAAAAUGUA
Molecule: messenger RNA, 549 nt
Organism: Polypterus senegalus (gray bichir)
Lineage: Eukaryota; Metazoa; Chordata; Cladistia; Polypteriformes; Polypteridae
Product: 40S ribosomal protein S17
Exons: 5
Coding region: 95-499 (134 amino acids)
Biological process (GO): translation
Cellular component (GO): ribosome
Molecular function (GO): structural constituent of ribosome
Source: RefSeq, a predicted model, not a curated record